AUGUCGUCUUCAACAAAUUCUCAUUAUUAUGCCCAUAACAAUCAUUAUCGAACAAGUUCACGUGAUCCAUCAUAUCCUCAUCAUCAUCAGUCACUUCUGGAAUCUAUAUCAUCCGAAUCAUCGUCACCUGAAAUUAUUUCAAUGAACUCUGAAAAAAAUCGCCAUUCAUCAACAACAAAGAAAAAACAUAAAGAUAAUCGACGAAAUUCAUCUGAACGAAAAACAAAAGCACGCCGUUCGUCAUCUAGUGAUAAUAAUAAUAAUAAUAAUGAAUCUAAUAAACAUAGCCGCAGUUCUCAUCGAUCAAGACAUGAUGCAAUAAAUCGAACGUCUCGUGGUUCACAACAAAGUUAUCAUCAUUCACAUGAUUCAACAUAUGAAUCCUCAUCAAAUGAAAUCAAUGCUGAUGUGAAAUCUAAAAAACGUUCAAAUUAUUAUACAGACAAUAGUAAUUAUUCACCAAAACGACAUCGCCGAACAAGUCCAUUAUCAUCAUAUCCAAUGCCAAUGUAUUCUUCACAUAGUUUCCAUCAACAUAAUUAUAGAAGAUCAAAAUAUCAUCGAAAAUCUUCAUCAUCACCAACACAUUCAAGUGAUCACUCAUCAUCAAAUGAAAAUGAUACCAGUCAUCAAAAUCAACGAUCAACAAAAGGAACACUCGCAUCUGAACUUGAUAAAUUACGACCAAAAGUUAAUAAAAAUAAAGCAGUAACAAUUAAUACUCAAUUACAUAGUGAACAACAAUCAAAACAUGAUAAUGAUGGAACAACAAAAUUUACUGAUACAACUUCUAGUACGAAUCGUUCAGAUUCAAGUGCACGUCGCCGUUCAAUACAUGUUCCUGUAUCUAGUGGACAAACACAUUUAACACGAUCAUUACCAAUGCCACCAGAUUAUAAACCAGAUACAUUUUCACCAUCAACUCCAAUAAAUACUUCUCCAAAUCUACCUGAUAAACCCAUGCGACGACCAAUGAUUCUUCAACGUCGUGAUGAAAUGAUGAAAAACCAAUGGGGAGAAAGAACUGUUGAAGUAUAUGAGAUCUUAGCAAAAAUUGGUGAAGGUACUUAUGGUGAAGUUUUUAAAGCACGCGAUAAAGCAACCGGUGAAUUAUGUGCAUUAAAAAAAGUUCGAUUAGAAAAUGAAAAAGAAGGUUUUCCAAUAACAGCUAUACGUGAAAUUCAAAUUCUUCGUCAAUUGACACAUCCGCAUAUUGUAAAUUUAAAAGAAAUUAUAAUGGAUGCACAUGCAAUAGUGGAUAUAAAAAAUGAUACAUCAUUCUAUUUAGUAUUUGAAUAUUGUGAUCAUGAUCUAUUUGGUUUACUUGAUUCUGGUUUAAUUGAACUUGAUAUUGAACAUAUUCGCGCAUUUGUUUAUCAAAUUAUGUCUGGUUUAGCUUAUUGUCAUGAAAGAAAAUUUUUACAUCGUGAUAUUAAAUGUUCGAAUAUUUUAUUAAACAAUAAUGGAAAAAUAAAAUUAGCCGAUUUUGGUCUUGCAAGAUUUUAUAAUGCAGAGGACAAAGAUCGACCAUAUACAAAUAAAGUGAUUACACUAUGGUAUAGACCACCUGAGUUGUUACUUGGUGAAGAAAGAUAUGGACCAACCAUAGAUAUUUGGAGUUGUGGAUGUAUUUUUGGUGAACUAUUUACACGACGACCUUUAUUUCAAGGACAACGUGAGGAAGAACAAUUAGAAAUGAUUUCACGGUUGUGUGGUUCACCAACACCAGCAGUUUGGCCUGAUGUUAUUCAUUUACCACUUUUUGCAACACUCAAACAAAAAAAAACUUAUCGGCGAAAAUUACGCGAAGAAUAUCAAUAUCUUCCUGAACCAGCAUUAGAUCUAUUCGAUCGUAUGCUCGAAUUAGAUCCAUCAAGGAGAAUCAGUGCAAGUGAUGCUCUACUAUCAAAUUGGCUGAAAGAUAUUAACGAUGAUACAAUACGGCCAUUACAAUUACCAAUCGCACAAGAUUGUCAUGAGAUGUGGAGUAAAGAACAUAAACGGUUAACACGACGUGGUUGGAGUGAGAAUGAAAUCCAAGCACAUUUCAAAGAACGUGAAAUAAUUGAAUAUCAACGAUACAAUCAAGUAACUGACAUGCAAAUGGACAGUCCUGAUCCAACAAGUUUUGAUAGUGAAAGUUUAAAACAAGAUAAUGUAGUUUCUUAUCCACAAUCAAUUGAAAUAUUAACGUCAACAGCAGCAUCCAUAAAAAAUGGAAGUACUAUGGAUAACAAUAAAUCAAAAUAA
Molecule: messenger RNA, 2250 nt
Organism: Rotaria socialis
Lineage: Eukaryota; Metazoa; Rotifera; Eurotatoria; Philodinida; Philodinidae
Source: the annotation of a GenBank genome assembly